UCCAUGUCCGACUCCGGCUCGCUUGUCCCUUCUUGAAAAACCGCCGCUUUUUCAAGUUCCAAAUUUGAGGCACCCAUAAUAUGGUCGAUGAGGCGUCAAAAUGAGAGAAACCCAACGGCUAACUCUCAAGAACACAAUCUCACGCUUAAUCAAAGAAUUCAAGACCAUGAGAGAGCUUAAGCAAAUCAAUACCCAUAUCCUAACGUCUCCCAAUCUACUCCCGAACGAGCGUCAUUUUCUUCUGACUCGUCUCCUUUUCUUUUGUGCCAUUUCGGAUUCAGGCUCUCUCAGCCAUGCUGCCGAUGUUUUCCGACUCAUAAAGAACCCAAAUACCUCUGUCUACAACGUUAUGAUUAGAGCUUAUGCCAGCAAAACCAAUGGUGGUGAUGAUACAAAUUCGUGCCCGUCCUUGAUUCUAUAUAAGCAAAUGCUUCAUGGUGGCAUUGCACCAGAUUACCUCACUUUUCCGUUCCUCCUGAAGGAAUGCACCAGGAGGCUUGAUGGUGACACCGGUCAAAGCAUUCAUGCCCAAGCCAUCAAGUUUGGACUCUAUGAUGACGUAUUUGUUCAGAAUUCUAUGAUAGGCUUGUAUAUGGCGUGUGGAUAUUUGACCUUUGCCUGGAAGUUGUUCGACAAUAUGCUAGAUCGGGAUGUUGUUUCUUGGAACUCGAUGAUUAUUGGCUAUUUGAGAAGUGGGGAACUCGACAUGGCGUUGGAUUUGUUCAGGAGGAUGAAGAAGAGGAAUAUUAUUACCUGGAAUUCGAUGAUUACAGGGUUUGUUCAAGGUGGCCGGCCGAAGGAGGCCUUGGAUUUUUUUCAUGAAAUGCAGAUUAUAUGUGAUGUUAUGGUCCAACCGGACAAGAUUACAAUUGCUAGUGUUCUUUCAGCCUGUGCUUAUCUGGGCACAAUUGAUCAGGGAAAAUGGGUGCAUAGUUACUUGAGAAGAAGUGGCCUACAGUGUGAUGUGGUUAUUGGUACAGCGCUGGUUGACAUGUAUGGCAAAUGUGGAUGCGUGGAAAAAGCAUAUGAGGUCUUUAAGGAUAUGCCUAAAAUGGAUACCUUGGCAUGGACAGCGAUGAUAUCAGUCUUUGCUCUUCAUGGGUUUGCUAAAGAGGCUUUUAAUCUUUUUGGAGAGAUGGAAAACCUUGGGGCGAAGCCCAACCAUGUGACUUUUGUUGGGUUACUGUCAGCUUGUGCGCACUCUGGUCUAGUAGAGAAAGGUCGCUGGUGUUUUGACAGGAUGAGACGUGUUUACUCAAUUGAGCCACAGGUUUAUCAUUAUGCUUGCAUGGUUGAUUUGCUUGGCCGCGCUGGGCUCUUUGACGAGGCAGAAUGCCUUAUCAGAGGCAUGCCACUGGAGCCAGAUGUGUUUGUUUGGGGUGCAUUACUUGGAGGUUGUCAAAUGCAUGGGAAUGUGGGAUUGGGACAAAGGGUGGCGAAGUAUUUAAUUGAUAUGGAACCUCUGAAUUAUUCUUUUUAUGUGAACUUGUGCGAUGUAUAUGCCAAAGCUAAUAGAUUUGAUGACAUAAAGAGAAUCAGAACCUUAAUGAAAGAAAAAGGGAUAAUAAAGGAAGUCCCAGGUUGCAGCAUGAUUGAAGUUGAAGGGGUUGUUCAUGAAUUUUCAGUGAGAGGAUCACCUGAAGUUGCACUGGAGGAACUAGUCUGGACCCUGGUUGGGUUUAAUAAGGUGAUGAAGAUAGAAGGUUAUUUGCUUGAUCAUGAUGAGAUAUCAUUGAAUGAUCGUGAUGAGAUAUCAUUGAAGGCAACAAUGUUGCUAUGAUAUGCUAAUAUUUUAUUCUAAAUCAAACGUGUUCACACUUGGGAAACCAGCAUUCUGCUGUUUGAGGAGUACGUCAAAGUUAUUCAGCAACCUCCAGGCACCAUUAGAAAAAGAAAUUUCUUGUUCCAGGAAAAUUAUUGAGAUAUACUAAAUAUGUGCAGGCCCCUGACUCCAUUCAUGGACGGGAGAUGCAUGGAAACAAAGUGGUGAGAUAUGCAUCACCCAGAGGACAUUUAUUUUGCAUCUGACUAUAUAUAGUCCACGACGGGUCAACUUUUAUCCAAUAAUCAAUUGUUUCGACAUAAUAACAUGGAU
Molecule: messenger RNA, 2095 nt
Organism: Juglans microcarpa x Juglans regia
Lineage: Eukaryota; Viridiplantae; Streptophyta; Magnoliopsida; Fagales; Juglandaceae
Product: pentatricopeptide repeat-containing protein At5g66520-like
Exons: 2
Coding region: 101-1780 (559 amino acids)
Biological process (GO): RNA modification
Molecular function (GO): protein binding; RNA binding
Source: RefSeq, a predicted model, not a curated record